AUGGCCCAAGACCCUGACACUAUUUUCAAAGUUUUACGCCCAGUGCCAGAGUUUGACGGUAAUCCUAAUGUACUAACUAGGUUUAUAAAAUUAUGUGACCAAAUAUGUGCUGCAUAUCUAAGUAAUGAACCUGGCAGUGAACUAUCGAACUUAUGUUUGCUUAACGGUAUAUUAAAUAAAAUAACUGGACCCGCCGCGACUACUUUAAAUUCAAAUGGUAUUCCUGAAAGCUGGCAUGGCAUUCGUACAGCUUUAAUCAAUAACUUUUCGGACCAAAGAGACGAAACGGCGCUCUAUAAUGACCUCUCAUUAGCUACUCAGGGGAACAGCUCUCCCCAAGAAUUUUAUGCACGAUGUCAGACACUGUUCAGCACUAUCAUGACGUAUGUUACGCUUCAUGAAACCUUGCCUACUACAAUAGAAGCCAAACGUGUAUUAUAUAAGAAUCUAACGAAGCAAGCUUUCGUGCGCGGUUUAAAGGAGCCACUGGGCUCACGAAUACGUUGCAUGCGUCCUGAUACCGUUGAAAAAGCCUUGGAGUUUGUACAGGAAGAACUGAAUGUUAUGUACUUGCAAUAA
Messenger RNA from Parnassius mnemosyne (clouded apollo), 579 nucleotides. Lineage: Eukaryota; Metazoa; Arthropoda; Insecta; Lepidoptera; Papilionidae. The record is from the annotation of a GenBank genome assembly.